Molecule: messenger RNA, 396 nt
Organism: Dovyalis caffra
Lineage: Eukaryota; Viridiplantae; Streptophyta; Magnoliopsida; Malpighiales; Salicaceae
Source: the annotation of a GenBank genome assembly
AUGGCAGGAAUUAUGCACAAGAUUGAGGAGACCCUCCACAUGGGAGGCAAAAAAGAAGAGCAGAAGGGUGAGACACAUAGUGAGCAAAAGGGUGAGACACAUGGUGAACACAAGGGUGAAUACAAGCCAGAACAUGGCAAGGGUGAACAGAAGGAAGGGUUUGUUGACAAGAUCAAGGAAAAGAUCCAUGGUGAUGGCGCUCAUGGCGAAGGAGAGAAAAAGAAGAAGGAGAAGAAGGAGAAGAAGAAGAAGGGUGAGCAUGGCCAUGAUGGCCAUAGCAGCAGUAGCGACAAUAAGUAUGUUGUAAAGAUGCUGCAUGAAGAGAGAGAUGAUGAUUCGCGGAUGGAGGAUAUACUCAGACAUCCAUUCCCUUCUCAUUUCCACCGUCUCAUCUAG